This is a messenger RNA of Oncorhynchus mykiss (rainbow trout), 1457 nucleotides long. The record is from RefSeq and is a predicted model, not a curated record. Lineage: Eukaryota; Metazoa; Chordata; Actinopteri; Salmoniformes; Salmonidae.
CACGCUGCUGUACACAGUUUGCACUGUAGAGAAAUAUAUUUUAUCUUCAUGGUUUGCACACUGGUUGUAGUUUGCCGAUCCUGAAUGUAUGUAUCUAAAAAAACAUUUGUCUGUUUAUUCACUUCCUUCAGAUCCAUGAUUGAAUGCAAAGCACACGAGUUGAAAUACUACACAGUUGAGACUGGCAAUACUUUGGAUUCUCAUAUUCAGUUUAUGAGACAACUCAACAACACCACAAGAUGUUUUACAGAAGUCGAGUCGCCAGUGGAGAGUGAUGUCAUCAUGGCUUUCUGUCCCAUCGUCUCCCGCGCCGGGACUGAUAUUGAAGCAGCACUGCAACAGAUUCCAAAUCACCAGAUCAUCGCUAUUAAACCAGAUCAAACCACAACUGCAGUACAGUCAACAGAAAAGAGUCCAAUAGCUGCAGGAUCCAUGAUUGAACACAAAGUUGCACACAAUAUGAAGUACUACACAGUUGAGACUGGCAAUACUUUGGAAACUCAUAUUCAGUUUAUGAGACGACUCAACAACACCACAAGAUGUUUUACGGAAGUCAAGUCUCCAGUGGAGAGUGAUGUCAUCAUGGCUUUCUGUCCCAUCGUCUCCCGCGCCGGGACUGAUAUUGAAGCAGCACUGCAACAGAUUCCAAUGGGUAAAGAUGUCAUUCUGGUAGUGCUGCAUCACACCUUCAACCCAGACUACACUGUACCUUACAGCAGCAGACUAGUGACCAGAAGUGAUGUAAUACUCACAGUGGACUGUCUGUUCCAUGAGAGACUGGGAGGACUACUGGACUGUCCUCGCAAUGAUGCAGCAGUCAGAAAUAUUAGGCAGAAGUUUGACACAGUGGACUGUCUGUUCCAUGAGAGCCAGGGACUACUGGACUGUCCUCACAAUGAUGCAGCAGUCAGAAAUAUUAGGCAGAAGUUUGACAUAGAUCCUGUGGCCAGAAAUCGUGACUGUCUAGCUUGGAUUCUAAACGCUGCCAUGACCAGAAGUUGUGGCUUUCUAGCUUGGAUUCUAAACGGUGUCAUGUGGGCAGUGUCUUCAGGCUACAACUACGUUUUCAUUCACAAUCCACAUCCCUCUACAAGGCCUCAUUCUGACAGUCUAUCUGUGAUUCGGAGCAAUAUAAUGUACACAGUGUCUUCAGUCUACAGCUACCUCUGUACACGGCUUUCAUAUGUGAAGCGGCGCUUCUGUGACAAUAAUUAGGUUCCAGUAGGUUCAAAAUCCACAUCCCUCUUCAAGACCUCGUUCCAGAAGUGAUGAAAGCAGUUCCACUUUUGUACCAACAAUGAAGACAUGCUAAUUGUUUUUAUGGAUUCCAUCUUUAAUUGUAUGGCCUACUUAAGAAAAUGUCUUUACUUUUGAUGUCAAGAGCACUUGCAGGUGUAAUGUAUAGAAAUUGGGGCCGAUAUUAAACAUUUUAAUAAAAAUGAAUGAAAAAUAAUAAA